This is a messenger RNA of Lathyrus oleraceus (garden pea), 3672 nucleotides long. RefSeq lists its product as uncharacterized. The record is from RefSeq and is a predicted model, not a curated record. The coding region runs from base 475 to 3276 and encodes 933 amino acids. Lineage: Eukaryota; Viridiplantae; Streptophyta; Magnoliopsida; Fabales; Fabaceae. The transcript is spliced from 2 exons.
UAUUUUUCCUUUUCUUUUUUGUUUUGAAUUUUAAAUUCCUAAGAUGAAAAUCGUACAGUGAAGAUAGUAUGAUUGAUACGAUAGCAGUGUGUGUUGGUUUUAGACUUUAUUAUUUCUUUCAUAGUAAACGAGAAUUUGAUGUUGUGGGACGCUUUGCUUUAAUUAUGCUGCAACGAACUAGAGAGAGAAACUAGAGAGAGAGAAACUAGAGGGACUUUCUUCUACUAAUUCAACUUUGCGGUUUCGUAAUCCAUUCGAAAUUAGUAUUUCAACUUUUGGGAUCUGGCUUCUAGGGUUUCAGCUUUUGACUUUCUUGAAGCUUCUUUUCAGUUUUUGAGAAAUUCAUAUGAAAAUGGCGGUGAGUUUUGUUGCAGAUUGAUGGGUUGAAUCGUCUCGGUUGUGUUGUAUGAAGUGUCUCAGUAAACCGAAUUGAAUUGGUUGAAUUGGUUUGUGUGAGUUUUGGAGGAAGCUACAAUGCAUCUUUCACUGUGGAAGCCCAUUUCUCAUUGUGCUUCUUUGAUCAUGGAUAAGAAAGGCAGGAAGAAAGCUGAGUCCAUGGCUGAUAUAAAAAGGAACCCAUCUAUGCUUCGGAAGCUGCAAGAAAACAAGCUGAGGGAAGCUCUUGAAGAAGCUUCGGAAGAUGGAUCACUCUCCAAAUCGCAUGACAUGGAACCUGACACUGUUGGGAACCAGGAUGAGAGCCUUGGGAGAUCCAGAUCGCUGGCCAGGCUGCACGCGCAGCGUGAGUUUCUUCGCGCCACUUCCCUUGCGGCUGAGCGCACGUUCGAGUCUGAGGAUGAAAUUCUUAGCCUCCAAGAAGCAUUUUCCAAGUUUCUCACUAUGUAUCCCAAGUAUGUGUCGUCCGAGAAAAUUGAUCAGUUGAGGUCUGAUGAAUAUUCUCAUUUGCCGCCUAAGGUAUGCCUCGAUUAUUGUGGAUUUGGACUAUUCUCUUUUGUUCAGACCCUUCAUUAUUGGGAGUCUUGUACGUUUAGCUUGUCUGAGAUAACUGCUAAUUUGAGUAACCAUGCACUUUAUGGUGGUGCUGAAAAAGGAACUGUUGAGUAUGAUAUAAAGGCUAGGAUUAUGGACUAUCUGAAUAUCCCUGAGAAUGAAUAUGGCCUUGUUUUUACUGUUAGUAGAGGAUCUGCUUUUAAAUUGUUGGCGGAAUCGUACCCUUUCCAAACGAACAAAAAACUGUUGACCAUGUUCGACCAUGACAGUCAAUCUGUUAAUUGGAUGGCUCAGUGUGCUAGGAGUAAGGGUGCCAAAGUGCACAGUGCAUGGUUCAAAUGGCCAACUCUCAAACUCUGCUCUACUGAUUUGAGAAAACAGAUUUCCAAUAAGAAAAAGAGGAAGAAGGAUUCAGCUACUGGUCUUUUUGUGUUCCCAGUUCAGUCCAGAGUAACUGGGGCUAAGUAUUCGUACCAGUGGAUGGCCUUGGCGCAGCAGAACAACUGGCAUGUCUUGCUCGAUGCUGGGUCAUUGGGCCCCAAAGACAUGGAUUCGCUUGGCUUGUCACUUUUCAGGCCAGAUUUUAUAAUUACAUCAUUUUACAGGGUAUUUGGGUAUGAUCCCACAGGUUUUGGCUGUCUACUGAUAAAAAAAUCGGUGAUGGCAAGCCUUCAAAAUCAGUCAGGCAGUACCGGAUCUGGAAUGGUAAAGAUUACCCCCGAGUUUCCAGUGUAUUUGAGUGACUCCGUAGAUGGUUUGGACAGAUUGGCUGGGACUGAAGAUGACGAAUUCAAUGUGGUUGGUGAUAAGACUUUUGAACCUCGCCAGGGAUCACAGUUGCCUGCUUUCUCUGGUGCAUACACGUCUGCACAAGUCAGGGAUGUAUUUGAGACUGAAAUGGAUCACGACAGUUCUGAAAGAGAUGGAACCAGCACUAUAUUUGAAGAGACGGAGAGUAUAUCUGUGGGAGAAGUGAUAAAGAGCCCUGUCUUCAGUGAGGAUGAGUCUUCUGAUAACUCAUUUUGGAUUGAUUUGGGUCAGAGUCCAAUGGGGUCGGACAAGGUAGGUCAAUCAAAUAAACUGAAGAUAUCUUCUCCCCUUCCACCAUUCUGGUUCAGUGGGAAGAAGAACCACAAGCAGCAUUCUCCAAAACCAUCUUCCAAUAUGUAUGGCAGUCCUAUUUAUGAUGACAGAGACGUAAACCUAGGUUCUCAUGACGAACGUCAUGUGCUGUCAUUUGAUGCUGCCGUCUUAAUGUCACAAGAACUAGAUCGUGUCAAAAAGGUCCCUGAAGAAGAGCAAGUUGACGAAGUUCAUCAUUAUUCAGUAAAUGGAAAUGGGCCAGAUCGUUCGCAUGUCAGUGAGAUAAUGGAAGAACCUGGAACCAGUGAAGCAGUUCAAAAUGGAUCUGUUGCUAUGAGAGAGUCUUGGCUCGUUAAUUCGGCAUCUCUUACUAGGCAUCAAAGCCUGGAAAAUGGCUCUGCCUCUGAUGUUAAAGAGAGCGCCAUAAGAAGGGAAACUGAAGGUGAAUUUAGGUUGUUGGGUAGGAGAGAAGGAAAUCGAUAUGGUGGUGGUAGGUUGUUUGGUUUGGAAGAUGAUGAACACAAUAGCAGAGGAAGAAGAGUGUCGUUUAGCAUAGAAGACAACCAUAAAGAGCACCCGAGAGAGACCUUGGAGACAGGGGACAUAUCUGCAACUAGCUUAGAUGAUGAAGAGGUCAGUAGUGACGGAGAAUAUGGUGAUGGAGAGGAUUGGGGCAGGAGAGAACCUGAGAUAGUAUGUCGAAAUAUUGAUCAUGUUGAUAUGCUUGGUCUUAAUAAAACCACGCUUAGACUUCGGUUUUUGAUUAAUUGGCUUGUUACUUCACUACUGCAACUAAAGUUAUCUGUUUCUGAUGGAGAUGAAAAAGUAAACCUUGUUCACAUCUAUGGCCCAAAAAUAAAAUAUGAAAGAGGUGCAGCUGUGGCUUUCAACCUCAGGGACAAAAGUAGGGGGCUAAUCAAUCCUGAGAUUGUUCAAAAGCUAGCUGAAAAAGAAGGAAUUUCUCUUGGCAUUGGUAUUCUUAGUCAUAUACAGAUUUAUGAUAGCUCAAGGCAGCGUGGAGCUUUGAAUCUUGAAGACACAACUCUUUGCAAGCCUAUGGAGAACGGUCGGCGUGAUGGCAAAGGUAGCUUUGUAAGGCUUGAAGUUGUCACUGCUUCACUUGGGUUUCUGACAAAUUUUGAGGAUGUAUAUAAAUUCUGGGCAUUUGUAGCAAAGUUUCUCAACCCGGAAUUUAUCAGAGAAUGUGGCCUUCCUAUUGUUCAAGAAGGCUCGGAGACGUGAGAUGGCAUAGUCGGUGACUUUUAUUCAAUUUUGGAAACUGAAGAUUGAAGAUCAUUUAUGAGAUGUUGCCGAAUAGGGGCUGUGGCCAAAAGCUGGAAGACCAAUGGAUUGGUGAUAAUUUGUAUGCGGCUAGAUAAACAUAUACUUUUCUCUGCAUAAAAGCCAGACAAACAAGACUAGCGGGUGGAUUUGUUAAUUCAUGUUUCAUGUUGCUUAAAAUUAUUAUUUUCCUCUUUAUUUUUGUUACAUAUUGGGAUGCCAUGAUGUAAUGAAGCAAAGAUUGAAUCAGUUAUAUCUUCUACUGAUUAAUACUUUGCCUCUGUUGCAUACGAAAGGCUUAGCAACUUUUGUAAAAAGGUAGUGUUCAUUUUCAUGCUAUAGUUUAUGUUACUAUUC